AAAGCGGGCGCUGCUGAUGGCGGUGGCGGAGCAAACUCAGGAGCUGCACCGGAUUCAGAAGCUGAUGCAGAAUCGCCAGGAGGUGGCGGAGCAAACUGGGGCUCAGCAGCACCAGAAGCACCAUUUGCAGCAGACGAUGCUGACGCUGCACCAGAAGGGCAAGAACCGGAGGCUGAUGCACCGUUACCAGGAGGAGGAGGAGCAAAUAAAGGAGUCAGCCCUGCAGUGCCUCCAUUAACUCCACCGGGAGGAGGUGGAGCAAAUAGCGGAGUAAGUCCUGAUGUACCUCCACCAGGAGGAGGAGGAGCAAAUAGAGGAGUCAGAGCAGCAAGAGGAUUCAGUGCCGAUAUUGCUGAUGUUCCACCGCCAGUACAAACAGGAGCAUUGAAGGGACCACUUGCACCUGCGCAUAUUGAUGUCGAUGCCGGACAGCUUGGUGCAGGAGGUGAGCAAGGUUGGCAACAACUAUAA
Messenger RNA from Cylicostephanus goldi, 471 nucleotides. The record is from the annotation of a GenBank genome assembly. NCBI's taxonomy places the organism in Eukaryota, Metazoa, Nematoda, Chromadorea, Rhabditida, Strongylidae.